Molecule: messenger RNA, 1050 nt
Organism: Ooceraea biroi (clonal raider ant)
Lineage: Eukaryota; Metazoa; Arthropoda; Insecta; Hymenoptera; Formicidae
Product: pancreatic triacylglycerol lipase
Biological process (GO): lipid catabolic process
Molecular function (GO): serine hydrolase activity; lipase activity
Source: RefSeq, a predicted model, not a curated record
AUGUUAUUCGAGGUAACGACACGAAAUGAUUAUUAUAAUAACAACAAAAUUAUAGAAACUCUUUUCUUAGACGAGGUGUCCAUCGCGCAGGAUUUUCAAGGCAUCUUUCUACGUUUUUACUCUGGGACAACUAUGAAUGAAUAUGUCGAUUAUAACUUGGGCAAUGCUAGUUUGCUAUCAUCUAAAAUAGUCGACAACAAACCGACAGUGAUGUAUAUUCACGGUUUCACGGAAAAUCUGAUGAAAAACAGCGUGAAAACAGUGGUGGGAGCUUACUUGAAGAGAAACGAUCACAAUGUCAUCGGAGUAGACUACGGUGUACUGGCAAACGAUUCGUACAUGACUGUGGUGAAGAAUGCCCCUAUCGUUGGAGCUGGCGUCGCGAUGGCUCUCAACGAGAUGGUAAAUUCGGGUUUCAAUCCAGAGAAAUUGCAUAUUGUUGGACACUCUAUGGGCGGCCAAGUCGCGGGUUACAUUGGCAGAAAAGUCAGUUUCCAGAUUUCUAGAAUUACAGGAUUGGAUCCUGCUGGACCCUUCUUCAAUAUUCUGGAGCCUCGGCUUUCACAUUCCGAUGCCCGUUUCGUCGAUAUUAUACACACGGAUUCUGGAUUUUAUGGCAUAGCUAAAGCUACAGGCACAGUGGAUUUCUUCCCGAACGGUGGUCGUCGUGUACAGCCUGGUUGUCCUCUGAACGCCACAUUCUACAGCGAUGCUGAAUUCUGUAGUCAUGGUCGUUCCUGGAAAUACUACGCUGAGUCCGUAACUGACGAGUCUGCCUUUUUCGGUGUACAGUGUCCUUCGCAGUCUCGUUUUACCACCGGCGAGUGCAAUAACAACACGCGAAUCAUCAUGGGCUACGGCACCUCGAACAGCGCACAAGGAAACGUUUAUCUACUGACAGCCGCGCAGAGUCCUUUCGGCUUACGGGAAAAAGGAGCUGAAGAGAGCACACAACAGCAGAACUGACAGUAUUACAUUAAAUUUCAUGGAAAAAAAUAAUGAUACCGCAGAAGAUCUAGGAUAAUAAACCCUCAUAUUAGCAUAAAAAAA